This is a messenger RNA of Micropterus dolomieu (smallmouth bass), 4197 nucleotides long. RefSeq names its product coiled-coil domain containing 69 (gene ccdc69). The record is from RefSeq and is a predicted model, not a curated record. The coding region runs from base 101 to 1015 and encodes 304 amino acids. The transcript is spliced from 9 exons. Gene Ontology annotation, cellular component: nucleus; cytoplasm. NCBI's taxonomy places the organism in Eukaryota, Metazoa, Chordata, Actinopteri, Centrarchiformes, Centrarchidae. Gene Ontology annotation, molecular function: microtubule binding.
CAGAGGGAAGAAGCAGCAGCAGCAGCAGAAGAAGAAGAAGAAGAAGAAGAAGAAGCAGAGCGGCUUCAGACCGACAGCAGAGCUCGGAGGAGGAGGAGGAAUGGGCUGCAGCCAAAGCAAGAAGAAAAGCAAAGGCAAGAAGGGAGAGAAGAACCAGAACGACAACAGCUGCCGAGAUGAAGGAGGUAAACGGGCGUCAGGUGAGCAGGACGUCUGUCUGGAGAAGCAGCUGGAGCGGUUUGAGUGGCAGCUGAGGACUUUAAAGGAAGUGCUCUCUGCCAACGGGAACCCCGAGAGGGCGGAGCUACUGAAAGACCACGCCGAUGAAGACGUGUGCGCCCUGGUCCUGGGCAUCCUCGAUAAGGUGAAAACAGAGACGACUGCUGACUUGAACGUGCUGCACGAGCAGAAAAGUAAAGCUGCUACUGAAGAACAUGAGAGAAACCUGGAAGAGCUGCAGAAGAGACACGAGCAGGAGAAAACACAGCUUGCAGAAAAGUUUGAGGCUGCUGAGAACGUCCUGAAGGGCAACGUGGAGGAGCUGACAGCAGAGCUGCAGGUUUUCAACGAGCUGAAGAGGAGGGUCGAAGAAUCGACGUUUAAGAAGGACCUGCAGAGAAAUAUUCAGGCCCAUGGCAGCCCAGGUGCAUUCUGGGAGUCUGAACAGGAGUCUCUGCUGUUUGUAAUUGAGAUGAAGAGUGAGCGUGUGCGGGAGCAGAGCAGGAAGCUGCAGCAGAUGGACGCUCUGGUGGAAAAGAAUUUGGCUUUGGAGGAUCAGAUCAUCCACACCCUGCAGCAGAACGAGGAUCUGAGAGUCCGGAUGGACAACUGUCAGGCUCUGAUUCAGCAGUUAUCAAAGGAGCAGCAGGACCUGAAGGUGGCGCUGGAGAGGCAGGCAGCAGUCAGCCAGAAGCUUUCUCAGGAAAAAGAGCAGCUGAUGUUCAAACUGAGACACAGAGACUCGUGUCCGACCAUCCUGCUGCCCACCAUGGUGCAGGAGCUCGCACCCAGAUGAUCACACCAGCCUGAACGUGGACCCGGUGUCGCUCGACGUAGAUAGAAACCAGACUCUGUGUUUGACUGCGCGGCUGCCCGUAAUCGUUCACAAGGUAACAUGCAGUCGACCUGGUUUACCGCUCAGUAACAGGGCGACAGCUGCUCGUCCUGACGGAGAGCAAGGAGCAGCAUAGCCACAAGUUUCCAAGCUGGAUCCGGUCUACAUCGAUGCAGAACUAUCCCUUUUGAACUGCCACUCCACUGCUAAAUGUUUGCAGAACUUCAACCUUAUUCUGGACCCGCUGCAGUCCCUGAAGUAUCACUGCUCUGCUGACUUAAAGCUGCGUCCUGUGUGUCCAUACUGCGUCGAGCCUCUGACUGUCCCGCGUUAAAAUGAGGCCUCGAUGAUCUGUUGUGUUUACGUUUAAGUGUGUUCUUUUCAGAUGAGGAGGAUCCGUUUGCUCACAGAUCGCUGUACGUCACAACGGUUCAUUGUUUCGGAAAAGCUGCAACUGAGAGGCCGCUCUUCAGUUCAAACUGCACGGUGCAACACAAAUAAUACAACGGAUUUCACCCUUUCUUAUAGCUUCCUCCAUCUGACCUGGCUCUCUGUCAUCUGAGUUCAAGUCGAACUCUACAGUGUUUUAUUUACUUCACAUUUACGCAGACUUACUUUGCCUCCUUGAACAGAUUUUUGUAACUUGCUGGUGUGACGGAGCCUUAGCACCUUACAGCUCUACCUGUUCGCUGAAGUGCCUGAUCAUGUUGACAUAAAGCUGUACCUUCUGAUUUUCUGGCUCCCAAGCUAGCAUACAUGUGACAUGAGUUACCUCAAAAAAACCCUGAGCGUUCAGUCUGGAUUCUUCACUCUCACGACCUGCUGUCUGAUGAGGUUUAAACACAGAAAGGGGGAGGCAAAGCUGCUGGAUGGAGGGAGCCACAGGAUAUGAAGGAUGAGACGGCUCACAUUUGUGUGACUGGUUUGGCUGAAGUGCAGUCAGACCUGAACCCUCAGCUCCAGUCCUGACCUGAGACAGACUCACCCGGGAGUUUCCAUCUGUGAAGAAGACGUUUGACCUCAAAGCAGCGGCAGAAACUCUUUCAGAGAGCGCAGGUGGCCAGAAAAUGGAUGUAAACCUAUCAACACUAAAACUAAACUAAGCCGGACCCCAACACUCCCACAGCAGGUUUAAACUUCAUCUACUGUGAUAUUUUUAUCUAGUCCUGUUAAAACCUGAUGCCAAAUGUUUUCUUUUACUGUGUUUACUCCUUUAGCUUUUACUCGUUUCCUGUUAGCGUGCCUUGCUUUAGGUUUCCUAAACUCACGCACAAACGCCUGAUGUGAUUGGUUGCUUUUUUUAAUGCAGACCUCUGUACGUCGCUACUGUCUGGGAGGGGGGGGGAGACGCCACGCAGGAGAAAGGAAACCCACGUUGAGCCCUGGUUAUUUUGUUGUUGUUUUUUUGUGUUUUAUGAGCCUCAGAAUCAAAGUGUUCCUAACAGACAACGGACUGUUUUAGUUUUAUUCCGUAAAAAAUGACAUUUGCUAAAUUAAUCUUAGUGUUUGAGCACGCUAACAUCUCCGCUCAAGGGGUGCCGAGAUCAGCUGGUCCAGAGCGAAACCUCAUGAUAACUCGUGGAUCUGGGUUUUCUUUAAAUGUGUUCCUAAACAGUUUCUUGCUCCACAGGAGAUGAAUCCUCAGGGUUUUGUCGCUACAAGCAGGUUUUUAUCGCCAAAAUCUUUUGUGCGUACCUCUGGAACAAAUGAGUCCCUGUGAGCUUAAUGCUCAAAUGCUAACGUCAAAACUUGCUUUGUCAUCAUACACGGUGGAAACAUGUUACAUGCUAACUGUUAGAACAUAAACAUGGAACAAAAAAAAACUCAUCCAUACACCUUCGCAAAAUACCUGUAGGUGGCACUGGGCAUUGGUGGUGUAGUUAACUCUUGGGGGCUAGUUAGCAGGCUACUGUGGCUAACUAGUUAUGUGCUAGUUAGCCGGUAACAUGCUGGCACUGUUGAGUCGACAUAGUGCAUAAAGAUAGACAGACAAACUAAACAGACAUGGACAAACCGUCGUUGCACCAUGAAGUCUUGCUGAUUACUGGUCAUACUCCACCAAAGCUAAUGCUCCGCCUUCUGUUCCCUCGAAGGUCAGCACUGCUCGGUUAGUUGCUCUUCAAGUUUUCUUGAUCACCUGAUUUUUCAUUUCUUUACAAGCUGAUACUUUAGCACAUACCUCUGGAUCACACGACAGAGUCCCUGUGAGAAGUCCUGUACUUUGAGAUUAAUGCUAAAGUCAGAAAUCUAACUUGCAGUGUUAUCAUACACACUGGAAACACGUUCAAUGCUAACUGUUAGUAUAUUAACGUGGCAAAAAAAGAUACAGGAAUUCACCCUCGCAAAAUACCUGUAGGUGUGACUGGGGUUUGGUUAACUCUGGUGGGCUAGCUAGAGCUAACUAGUUAUGUGCUGGUUAGCCGGUUAGCACGAUCGAGCCAAAAUAGCUCACAAAGUUAGCUCGGUCGCUACAAGUUAGCUAAAUAAAACUUGACCAGACAAACAUACAUGGACAAACUGAAUUUGUUACAUGAACUUGUGUGAUAACUCCACCAGAGCAGAGUUGUAUAAAACGAUAUGACGCGACUCAGCUAAUGUGCUAGCUUCCGCCAUUUUGGACCGAUUAGCUCUCUGUUCCGUUGAAGGUCAGCACUGCUCAAACAGUCAGAUACUAACUACAGUGCAACAGGUGUGUUUAAUAUCAUAGGUGUUUCCUUUGUCUAAAGUCUAAAGCAUAUUUUAACUUUUACAACGAUCACUGUAAACAACUUGCCUUUAAAAAGCUUGAUAAGUGUCCGUUUGCUAAAUGUCGUGUUACUUAUAAAGAUGUGAAAAGUAUUUUGCCAUGUUGUCAUUUCAGUAAUUGUUUUUUUUGUUUUGUUAACACGGUGAUGGAUUUUUUGGGAUGUGACCUUUUUUUUGUUUGUCAGUGUUUUGACAACUCUUUCUCCUUAUGCACGAGCACUUUGACCAGUAUUUUACCAGGAGUUUGUAUAAGAGAGAGUUUUCCAUGUUGUAUAGUUUUUUGAAUUUUCUCGGCUUUUUACGUGUAGAAACUUAUUUCUUCUUUUUUUUUCUUGGAUGGAUUUAAGUCCAACAGUUUGUUUUUUCCUUUUGGCUUGACUAAAUAAAAAAAGCUGCAA